Grus americana (Whooping crane) is the source of this 3535-nucleotide messenger RNA. RefSeq names its product zinc finger protein 710 (gene ZNF710). The record is from RefSeq and is a predicted model, not a curated record. The coding region runs from base 560 to 2524 and encodes 654 amino acids. The transcript has 5 exons. NCBI's taxonomy places the organism in Eukaryota, Metazoa, Chordata, Aves, Gruiformes, Gruidae.
GUGAGAGCUCUGUAAAAAACCCUUAUUUUAAGUGCCUACAGCCUGGGAGGUGAGUGAGGAGCUGGUGGUGGCUCUGAGGAGGUGGCCGGUGCCGGGGCGGGCAGGAGCUGCAGGGAUGUGCCGGGGCAGAGCCUGACUCUUCCCAGCUGUCUGGAGAAAGGCAGGAGGAGAAGAGAGAUUGCACCGAGACAAAAACCUCCCAGGAGUGGGAGGAGAAAUGCUGAAAGAAAACCGAAUUUCACAACCCCCAGAGGAGCAGGGGCGAGAGCCGCAGCCACCGGCCCCGGGCACGUCCUUCCCACGAGCCUCGGAGAAGGGAGAGCGGCGGCCGGGGAGACGCGGCUGAGGGGCGCCGGGAGCACGGCACGCGCGGCUUUCGGAGGGGACGCCGGCAAGCGCGUCUGUGUAACGCCACGCGCGGGAAAGGGGUGGGCGGGCGAGCGUCUCCGUCGGCAAACGAGCUGGAGAGCACCUAACCCCCCACUGAAGGUUUUGAUUUAAGCCCAGAGGAGCGUUCGGUUCCCAGCUACGCCAUGACAGCGUAGGCAGGUGGCAAGAGAUGGAUCGCUUCACCGAGUGCGGGACCCAGACGGACGCGGUGGUGGUGCUGUCCCUGGCACAGGCUGCGGUUUUGGGCUUGGUGUCUGAGAAUGAGCUGCUCGGGGCCACCGUCAGCCCCGCCAGCUUCUUCCCGGGACCGGGAGGGGAGCUGCCGGAUGCCGCCGCGGUGGAGCCCGGGGAGCCGGAGGGCGAGUGCCAGCUGGAGGGCGAGGGGCAGGCGCCAGGGGACGGGCAGGAGGAUGACGCCUUGGAGGCAGAGUCCUCCCUGGAGAAGCACGCCCGGAGGAGGAAGCGGCCUCCCGUGAGGCUGGUGCCCAAGGUCAAGUGCGAGAAGGCGGAGGCAGAGGACGAGGUGCUCUACGAAGUGUCCGUCCCCGGGGACGAGGAGGGCGAGCAGCAGCGCAGCCACCCGCCGCCCCUCCAGGACGCCGGCCAGGAGCAGACGGUGCAGAGCAGCGCCAUGAAGAUGAUCGACCUCGGCGCCUUCGGCAGGAAGCCCCGGCGCCUGCGGCACCUGCGCCGGCACGCGCGCCAGGAGCUGGAGGGCACUGAGAGCCGCCUCGGGGGCACCGACCCGGCCGAGGGCGGCACCGCAGGGGCCCUGCGGACCGAGUGCGCCUUCGAGGCGGGCGCCCCGUCCCCCGGCGAGGUGGAGACCCCCGUGCCGGCGUCCCCCGAGCAGGUGAAGAGCGAGCAGGGCUUCACCUGGCAGGAGCCGGGGGAGCUGGAGGCGGAGGCGACGGGUGCCACCAGCGAGCGCAACAAGAAGGCGCAGCUGGACCGGCUGGACAUCAAUGUGCAGAUCGACGACUCGUACCUGGUGGAGGCAGGGGACCGCCAGAAGCGCUGGCAGUGCCGCAUGUGCGAGAAGUCCUACACGUCCAAGUACAACCUGGUGACCCACAUCCUGGGCCACAACGGCAUCAAGCCCCACUCCUGCCCGCACUGCAACAAGCUCUUCAAGCAGCCCAGCCACCUGCAGACCCACCUGCUGACCCACCAGGGCACGCGGCCCCACAAGUGCGAGGUGUGCAGCAAGGCUUUCACCCAGACCAGCCACCUGAAGCGGCACAUGCUGCUGCACACCGACAUCAAGCCCUACAGCUGCCGCUUCUGCGGCCGGGGCUUCGCCUACCCCAGCGAGCUGAAGGCGCACGAGGUGAAGCACGAGAGCGGCCGCUGCCACGUCUGCGUGGAGUGCGGGCUGGACUUCUCCACGCUCACCCAGCUGAAGCGGCACCUCUCCACGCACCAGGGCCCCACGCUGUACCAGUGCCUGGAGUGCAGCAAGUCCUUCCACUACCGCAGCCAGCUGCAGAACCACAUGCUGAAGCACCAGAACGUCCGUCCCUUUGUCUGCACCGAGUGCGGGAUGGAGUUCAGCCAGAUCCACCACCUCAAGCAGCACUCCCUCACGCACAAGGGCGUGAAGGAGUUCAAGUGCGAGGUGUGCGGGCGGGAGUUCACGCUGCAGGCCAACAUGAAGCGGCACAUGCUGAUCCACACCAGCGUCCGUCCCUACCAGUGCCACAUCUGCUUCAAGACCUUUGUGCAGAAGCAGACGCUCAAGACCCACAUGAUUGUGCACUCACCGGUGAAGCCAUUCAAAUGCAAGGUCUGCGGGAAGUCCUUCAACCGCAUGUACAACCUGCUGGGCCACAUGCACCUGCACGCGGGGAGCAAGCCCUUCAAGUGUCCCUACUGCUCCAGCAAGUUCAACCUGAAGGGCAACCUGAGCCGGCACAUGAAGGUCAAGCAUGGGGUGAUGGACAUCAGCCUGGACAGCCAAGAUCCCAUGAUGGACCUGGCCGGGGCUGAGCACGCCGAGCUGGACGGGCAGCAGGAGAUGGACGACUUUGAGGAGGAGAACUCUUACGGCUACGGGGGGGUGGGCAACCCUCCGGAUGAGCACGCCCUGACCGAGCAGGCCAUGAAGGAGAUGGCGUACUACAACAUGUUGUAGCCGAGGCUGGAGGAGGCUGCCGGGGGCCUGCGCGGACUUUGCGUGGUAAGAGGAGCUGCAGCCGGCGGGCUGCGGCACCCAGCCAGACCUGCACCACCGCCCCUGGAGGGGGGGGGGGCUCCGGCUGGGCUCGGUGAAGGAGAAAACAGGGAUAUCCACAAACCUUUGCCAGGGCAAAGGCGCAGGAGCGGAGGCUGGAGGCGGCACAGGGCAGUGGUUGCUGCCUGCCACGGGCACGCCGAGCUGGUGCCGCGAGGGCUCGGCUCCAAGCUGCUGUCAGACCCUUGCAGAGCUCUCGCCAUCGCUGGGGUCCUUCCUUCCCUCCCUCCCACCCCCCCAGAGAGGGAGCGCUGAGCUGCGCGCCGGCUGCCUGCAGCUCUCCUGCCCGGCACUGACCUCACCUCGCUCUGCUCCUGCCUGCCUGCCUGCCUGCCCCACGGCGCGGGGGCGAGCCAGGACCCUGCCUCUCUUUACCCUUGCCAGCGUCAAGCGUAAUUGAAGCUGUGGGCAGGGGAAGGCACGUCCCAGAAGAUGAUGAGCAUUACUAAUUAUUCUACCUCCUGGACCCUCCCCACGGCUGUGCUGGGGCUGCAGCCCGGCCGGCCCCUGCUCCCCCUCGAGUGCCCCGUGGGGCGGAAGCCCCUCUGCCCGUGCGAAGCGGUGGGUUUGCGUUUCUUGCUCUUCCCCGUCUCCCGGGCAGGCAAGAGCCGUCCUGCUUGCUCUGGCACCGGCUGCGUGCUGGCACGGGCAAAGCUGUGGCAACCUGCGCGAGGCCACAGGGCACAUACAAAACAGAAUAUUUUCUUACAAACUAAUGGCAAAGCUCAGAGGAAGCAGCGGCUCUGAGUAUGGAGCAGCUGUAGCGAGCGGUGUAUUUAAAGGAAGGCAAACCCUGUUCAACUUGAGCAAAUGAUGGUAUUUUGAAAGUAAUUUAUUUUUUUCAGACGUGCCGCGUGGUUGGAUUUAUCUUUUCACUGAGUUCAGUUUCCUUCAACCAAUGUGCUUUGUAAA